Messenger RNA from Platichthys flesus (European flounder), 1543 nucleotides. Its product is annotated as serine protease 56-like. Gene Ontology annotation, molecular function: serine-type endopeptidase activity. Bases 248 to 1543 code for a protein of 431 amino acids. Gene Ontology annotation, biological process: proteolysis. The record is from RefSeq and is a predicted model, not a curated record. NCBI's taxonomy places the organism in Eukaryota, Metazoa, Chordata, Actinopteri, Pleuronectiformes, Pleuronectidae. The transcript has 8 exons.
GCACCUAUUGUUCCUCUAAGUAAACUUACAGACAGAUGCCCUGCACCACAGUGUGGGAGAGAGCCCAGAGAGUCAGGAGGAGGGAGACAGUUGAAGACUGCAGAGAGCCACCGGACAAUAAGGACCUGGGAGCUGAGCCUCAUCUCAUCUCCAGCACCUCAGCAUCCUCUCCAGCCGUUCCCUCCAGCUUCCCGCGCGUGUCUGCUUGUUGUCACUGUCUCGAGUGGAGGUCUGAUGCUGAGACGCCAUGCUGCUGCUGACAUCACUGCUGUUCACGGGGCUGGGUUGCUUGCUGGGGGCCCCGACAGGUAGAGAGGUCUACAGGAUGCCCCAGAGCGCGCUCAAAGCACUGUCUGAUCGUGGUACAGUGGUUCUGGAGGCGGCCAUGACCAGCGCGCUGUCUGCUCUCGAGCGUGCAUCCUCUGAGAGAAGUCGUGUUGAGGCUGGCUGCCGAGGUUGCGUUCCCUGUCUGUUUCAGGACUGCGGGCAACUGUCUGGCUCCUGCUCCUCUCCUGCCAGUGCCUUGUCAGAGCCCAGCUGUGACAUCAUCAGUAAGGCCCAGAAGCUUCAGGAUGAGGCACAGCGGAGUUGGGCUCUGAGUCAGGCCUGUGCCUACUACCAGCGUCGCUGCCCACCUGGUGAAGUGGACAAGGAGAGCUGCAUCAGGAUCAUGGGGGAGAGUUGCAGCGCCCGAGUCCUACAGUGCAGCCUGCUGAACACAAUGCAGAACCUGGAACCUGCUACUCAGACGCAUGCACAGGCGGUGUGCGGUCAGAGGUCGGCCGCGGUGCAGAAUGUCACUCAGCCUCGCUCCAGGAUUGUGGGCGGCUCCCCUGCUCCUCCAGGCAGCUGGCCCUGGCUGGUCAACCUGCAGCUAGAUGGUGGCCUGAUGUGCGGAGGGGUCCUCGUGGACAGCUCCUGGGUGGUUACUGCUGCACAUUGCUUUGCAGGUCGCAGUGAGAGCUACUGGACGGCAGUUGUGGGGGAGUUUGACAUCACCAAGACUGACCCUGGUGAACAAGUUGUCAAAGUGAACCGCAUCAUCCCUCAUCCCAAGUUUAACCCAAAGACAUUUAACAACGAUAUAGCCCUGGUGGAGCUGACAUCACCAGUGGUCCUGUCUGAGCAUGUCACCCCAGUGUGUCUGCCUUCUGGCAUGGAGCCCCCUACUGGCAGCCCGUGUCUGGUGGCAGGCUGGGGCUCCCUCUAUGAGGAUGGACCGUCUGCUGACGUCGUGAUGGAGGCCAAGGUUCCCCUGCUGCCUCAGACCACCUGUAAGAGUGCCCUCGGCAAAGAGCUGGUCACCAACACCAUGCUCUGUGCUGGAUAUCUCUCUGGAGGCAUUGACUCCUGUCAGGGAGACUCUGGAGGUCCCCUGAUCUACCAAGAUCGAAUUUCUGGUCGCUUCCAGCUCUAUGGCAUCACCUCUUGGGGAGACGGCUGUGGAGAGAAAGGCAAGCCUGGAGUCUACACGCGAGUUUUUGCUUUCUCUGACUGGAUUCAGGCCGAGAUACAGAGUGAGUUUAACACCAAACUGAAAUAG